Microtus oregoni (creeping vole) is the source of this 1363-nucleotide messenger RNA. It is a transcript of the gene Mterf2, whose product is annotated as mitochondrial transcription termination factor 2. Bases 1 to 1194 code for a protein of 397 amino acids. Lineage: Eukaryota; Metazoa; Chordata; Mammalia; Rodentia; Cricetidae. The transcript has a single exon. Gene Ontology annotation, molecular function: double-stranded DNA binding. The record is from RefSeq and is a predicted model, not a curated record. Gene Ontology annotation, biological process: regulation of DNA-templated transcription; termination of mitochondrial transcription. Gene Ontology annotation, cellular component: mitochondrial matrix.
AUGCGGGAACGAGCCAGGGCUUACAGCAUGUUGUGGAGGAUGUCGUGGAAGGUGCUGACGGGACCCCAGCUCUGCAGGCUGCGUCUUUACAGAACACCGCCACCAGCUCUCAAAAUCAGACCUUUGGCGUGUGUCACCUAUGAAACGGACAGCCGGUCAAACCAAGAGAACACGAGAACAGUGGCUGGGCUCCACGCGUUCUCCAUGGACAUCAGGAAGAUCCGCAGACUGAAACCAUGGGUGCUUCUAGAGGAUGACACCCACGUUGAAGAGAUUGCAGACAUUCUGAAAGAACUAGGUGCCAGCAAGACUGUGGUAGCCAGUAUCUUGGAACGCUGUCCAGAAGCGAUCGUCUGCAGCCCUGCUGCGGUUAAGGCCAAAAGGGAACUCUGGCAGAUGGUCUGCAAAAGCGAAGCAGAGCUAAUCCGGUUAAUAGAGCAGUUCCCAGAGCCUUUCUUUACUGUUAAGGACCAGGAGAACCAGAAGCUCAAUGUUCAGUUCUUUCAAGAGCUGGGGCUCAAGAAUGUGGUGAUUAGCAGGUUUCUGACGACUGCCUCUAGCAUCUUCCAUAAUCCUGUAGUGAACAACAGGCGGAUGAUAGGGGCUCUCCAGGAGAGCUACCUAAACUUGGGCGGCUCUCUGGCCAACGCCAAAGUGUGGCUGCUGAAGUUACUAAGCCAAAAUCCAUUCAUUGUGUUGAGUUCUCCCAUGGCUGUAGACCAAAUACUAAAAUUUCUUCAAGGGCAAGGUUUCACAGACUCUCAAGUUCUUCAGCUGCUGUCCAGACUGAAAGGGUUUCUUUUUCAACUGCAGCCAGGAAGCAUCCACAACAGUAUUUCCUUCGCUAAGACGACUUUUGAAUGCACAGACCGUGAGCUGCGGCAGUUAGUUGUGGACUGUCCUGUGCUGCUGUGUUACCCUGCCCCAGUUCUAGAAGAGAGGAUCCAGGCCCUUCUGAAGGAAGGCAUCUCCAUGGCUCAGAUAAGAGAGUCCCCAAUGGUCCUUGAGUUAACGCCACAGAUAGUCCAAUACAGGAUAAGAAAGCUGAACUCCUUGGGCUACAGAAUAAAGGAUGGCCAUCUAGCAAGUCUAAACGGAACAAAAAAGGAGUUUGAGGCUAACUUUAGCAAAAUGCAAGCCAAGCAAGGAAGGCCGCUAUUUAACCCUGUGGCACCAUUAGAUGUGGACCAGUGACCGAUUCACAAACAAGCGAUUCAGCUUGUGAGUACUAGGGAGUCUCAGGACCUACUGAGAUUUGAGUUGUGUUCGAAUUACCUCACAACUGAUGGCCUCUGACUCAAUUGCUGCGCUUUAAAAUAUAAAAUAAAUAUAAAUUGUGUUUGAAUAAAAUCAUUGACUUGAC